Molecule: messenger RNA, 3063 nt
Organism: Exophiala oligosperma
Lineage: Eukaryota; Fungi; Ascomycota; Eurotiomycetes; Chaetothyriales; Herpotrichiellaceae
Exons: 2
Coding region: 210-2867 (885 amino acids)
Source: RefSeq, a predicted model, not a curated record
CUAUUCUCCCUUCAACUGCGCUGGCUGAAACAACUCCCAAGUCCCUCGAUCUACACAUCGCUGUGUCCCCCCAUAUUCUAAACCACAUAUUUUACUAUGGACUGCAAUCGCGUGUUGAGCCAAUGCCGCCUGCUGCCGUCCUAGAUGCGACAAUAAACAGACCUCACGAAUGCGACGAUUGGUUUUCCACUUGAGCGUUCCAUUUCAGAAUGGAUGCCCGGACGGCGCAAGCGCGUCGAAAAGUGAACACCUAUGGGAAAGGGACGAGGAGGAUUGCCGUUCAUGACCUCUUCGAUGUGGGAACAUUUCCUUUGUCCGAGUCAGCGAGACCAUCGACGAAACCGGUCACACUACUUGGACAAGCCGAUGUCAACAUCUCGUCCUCGAUACCGCGCUCAGAGAAUCAGGCACUCGCCGCAAGCAAAGUCUCUUCAGACCAUCGUCCGGAACAUCAUCGAUCCAUGUCUCCAAGCACUACUGCGUCUGCAGAGUCAUCGCCUUCGGAAGAAACCCAUCACUCGAUGUUCGAUCUCCAAUCUUCCGAUGAGGACUCAGCAACGUUCCGAUCCACGCAACCUCUUAAAAAGAGAAAGAUGACGCCAGUAGUGAACAUACCGAAAAUAAAUGUGACCUCGAAGAGUGCCGGAAAGCAGAAGUCGAUGAACGGUGUGACAACCCAGCCUGGGGUGCAAAGUAUUUCUCGCCCCAUUGCAGCAUCUAAGGUGGCAGACAAGGCGUCGGUGCGAGCUAUGAGCAAGAGCGAAGGUAGUGUUAAGAAACUUAAAAGGGCCCCGGUCAGGAGAGGGCAAUCGCGAGAACGAGUUGACGACGGUAUGGAUGAUCUGAGUAGGCUCGGUCAGAAUAGAUCCCCCAGCAGGAAGGCUCCUCCUAAACCAGUCCGUGUCAAGAAACAAUCUCCAGCCUUGCUCUCUGAUACUUCUGACCACAACGGCACUCCGAAAAGGAAACGAGGAUUUCUUGAUGAAGAAGCAAUGGACUCACCGAGUCCACCAGCAUUGCAAAUGAAAUCGCUCAGGUUAGCACCGGAGAUCAAUUCACUGGAAUUGGAUAUUUCAUCAACCUCAUCCGAUGAGGAAAUGACGGGAUCAACGUCUACGACACAGGCCUCACGAAAAGGUCGCAAGCGACUCAUUGAUAAGCUUGAUGCGCCCCGCACGCAAAGCGUAGACAGACAACAGGUGAAAUCUUCCGUGGGAAGGUCUAUCAAUGGAAAACAGUCACCACGUAAGACCGAAGCUGAGGCCCAGAGAGCUUCUGUAAUGGCAAAUGCUGGGCCACCGCUUCGACAACGUGCGACUUAUGCUCGACAACGCUCACACCUUAGUGACAUGAUUGAUGGCCUGGAACCUUAUUCUGCAAUCAAUAGUCAAGACUCAUCGCAGCCGAGCUUCUCUCAACCUACAUCGUUUGGCUUAGCGUCGCAGAUUGAAUUGGAAAUGGAGGACAGCGAUGACACAGAUGCUUUCACUCAAAUCAAGAGCAUUCACGAAUUGCGACGUGGUGCUGCGAUCAGCAAAUUUGAUCAAGACAUCGAGUCCAUACUUGAGGACGUGGAAUCUCAGUCCAAGUCAUUACGCAUCACUGCACUCUUGCUGCUGAUGAAUAAAAUGAAGGAACUCAGUUUUCUCCGACAUUUUCAGGAGUGUGGCAAUUUCUAUCGCUUCACUGCAAGCUCCAGAGACGAUGCUGACUUGAUUACUGCAACCUUGAUGGUCCUUGUCUUUCAUCAAGUGACAGCUGCAAAACAAUCAUCGCCAAAGAACCAGCUGCAAGUAUUAAACGGUCUAUAUCGACUACCCCCAGACUUGAGCCUGCAAAGGAAGUCACUAUCAUCUCUGGCCAAAGAUAGGAAAGAGAACUUGAGCAAGAUCAUGGUCAAAGACAUCAUGGACUUUGAGCAAGAUCACUUAAAACAUGGCCCGGAGAAACAACAUUUAAUCAGCCUACUAUAUCUGAGCUCGAUCAACGAUACUUUGCGUGGGCUGAUCAACAGUGGGGAAGAGAUGCCCGAUUUUCCCGGUGCUUUGUUGAAUGGCGUUCUUGUCAACUUCAACUAUGAACAACAGCAUCUACUUCAAGAGGAUGCAGCACGGAAUCGAUUUGAGAACAUUCAAGUUCUUCUGUCGUUGCUUGAGAUAGCGUCUGUGAAUCGCGGGAUGGCAACUUCUCAGCUCUCAAUAUCAUCCAUCAGCGAGGUUGGUAGCAGCGUAUCAAGUGUCAUGCAACUUGCUCGCGAAGGACGACCUGAGACAGAGCACUCAUGUUUACGCUUGAUCGUCAGUCUGAGCAAUAACGAGCCAAAAGUGUGUGAGGCUCUGACGGAAGGCAAGCUCAUAGCAACCGUGUUCCAGAUCAUUGAUGACAGGUUCUUGCAAUUGGCAGGAUUGGCGUCUCGAGAACAGCAGUUUGACAAUGCUCAGCUAGAGUCAGUAAUUCUUGCUGUUGGGUGUCUCCUCAACAUUGCAGAAUGUGCAGAUCCGGCUCGAAGAACGAUGCUAAAACCAGAUGCGAGUGGGAAGAGCCUGGUUGAUAGACUGGUCGGCAUUUUCAACAGCCAUGUCGACCAGACAUCGGAGGCUCUUACUAUUGAUCAAACCCAGAUCUUGGUGGCAUUUGGCUACAUCUCCGCGUUGUUGUGCACGCUAUGCCUCAAUGCGGAUGCACGAAGACGGAUCUCUGAUAACAUUAGAGGCGACGGCCUGUCUCGACUCUUCGAGGCGGCAGGUAUUUUUCUUCAACAUCUACGAACUGUUGAAGAAGCACUGGGAGGGGCGGAGGGUGCAGCGUCGGGAUUUACAGCUCGGUUUACAACGGUGUUGGAUACCCUAAGGCAAGACAGCGUAUAAAGAUGUUUGACGAUGACUUCGGUAUAGAACUUUUAAGACAUGGCAUGGCAUAUCAACGAACAACCUUGGGUUUGGUGGGAGAGACAAUACUUGGAAAACGACUCGAGUCGAGACAUGCAAGAGGGCAUGUAAUGAAAGAUACCCCUAAAGAUUUUGAGCUAGAGAUGACAGUGUAAUAAGACCGCCAGUAUCAAUG